CAACAGUUUUCCCCGGGCCUUCCACAGCACCAUUUGUGUGUGUCUGUGCCGUGCAGAGAUUUUUCCUCUGAGCGCCUUUUGUCCAUACACUUUCUUGCUUUGAAUAGCCCCCACAAAGCGGAUCCCGACAUUGGGCUCUGCCAGGAGUGUUUGAGAGUAAAAAAAAAAAAGUGAAAAUGAAAGGACGACACCUGAGACGACGAUUUAGUCUUCAGCCGUCUUUCAUGAAGGACGACUGCGAAGACAGCAAGCACAGGAGAGACAAGGUCCAUCGACACGAUACGGAAGACUCAAUUGGCUCGUCCAACGUCCGCCACAAGAUCGUCGUGAUGGGCGCGGCAAAGGUGGGCAAGAGUUCCCUCAUCAACCAGUUUCUCUACAACAAAUUCACCCCAAAGUACAAGAGAACCGUGGAGGAAAUGCACCAGGGGAACUUCUCUGUCUCCGGCGUGGGACUCACGCUGGACAUCCUCGACACAUCCGGAGCUAAUGAGUUUCCGGCCAUGCGGGCGCUCUCCAUUCAAUCAGCCGACGCCUUCAUCCUCGUGUACGACGUCACGGAUGCCAACAGUUUCUGCGAACUGAAGCUGCUGAGGGACCAAAUCCACGAGACAAAGGCCACGUCUUCCGUGCCAAUUGUGGUGGUGGGAAACAAGACGGACCUCCUGAUUGAGGACAGCGAUCGCCGCGAGAUGAAUCGGGAAAACACGGAGAAUGUGGUGACGAUGGAUUGGGAGAAUGGAUAUAUUGAGUGCUCAGCGAAAGACAAUGAGAAUGUCACUGAGAUCUUCAAGGAGUUGCUGGUGCAGGCGAAGAUCACGUACAAUCUCAGUCCGGCUCUUCGUCGGCGGCGUCGUCAGUCGCUGCCUCCGCCGCAGCCCGGCGGCUCGUCCUCUGGCGGCCCUCCUGGCACGCCGCAGAGUCUGCCGCCGUCGACUUCCCACGUGCCAUCGCCAGCUCAGCUGCAGCACCUGCAGCAGAUCCAGGCGCGCUCAAUAGGCGGCAAGAGGAACUCCUGCAUCUUGUCUUAAUCCCCCAGCUGAGUCACUGGUAAUCAAUCGAUUUCCAGCCACCGCAGAUUGUAAAGCUGCUCGACUCAAUUCAUAAUGAAAUGAUUAAGAAUUCAUUCGACGGAAAAUUAUUGCAAACAAUGAUGAAUUAUUCAAAUAUUGAUAACCGGUAGAUUUUCCGCAAACACACACACACUCACCAUUUUCCCAUCCCUUUUCCCAGUGCUGUGUGAGCUUCCGUUCGGGCGGAGAGACGUUAGAUAAAAGCCGUGGGAUGGAAAAACAAAACCGGGGAGAACAAAAAGCCUGGCGAAGUAACCAAAAAUUAACAUUAAAAUAAA
This is a messenger RNA of Phlebotomus argentipes, 1351 nucleotides long. Its product is annotated as ras-related protein Rap-1b. The record is from RefSeq and is a predicted model, not a curated record. The transcript has 6 exons. The coding region runs from base 177 to 1031 and encodes 284 amino acids. Lineage: Eukaryota; Metazoa; Arthropoda; Insecta; Diptera; Psychodidae. Gene Ontology annotation, molecular function: GTPase activity; GTP binding.